Racocetra persica is the source of this 135-nucleotide messenger RNA. Lineage: Eukaryota; Fungi; Glomeromycota; Glomeromycetes; Diversisporales; Gigasporaceae. The record is from the annotation of a GenBank genome assembly.
GCCUCUAAGAGAAAUUUGCGUAAGAAAAAACUACGCACUAUAAAAAAAGCUAAGAUUGAAAAAUCCGAUAGCUCAAUUGUCGGAGAGGCUAUCAAAAAUAACCUUACAGCCGUUGGUGAUAUUGAUCCAUGCUAG